UUUGUCAGCUGGACUUCCAUUGUCUACAGACCAGUCAUCUAAAAGAGGAACUGAGGAAGCACGGAAAACAUAUCAUCUUAAAAUAACUCGAAGCCUGGUCGAUGGGACAAUGGGUUUACAUGAAGGCCCACGAUGUGGUGUGGCUGUUACCAAGAGCGUCAAAGUUACUCCACAUCAAUACAAGUUUGAAAAAUACAGCAUCACCUACAGUGUAAAGGAAUAUACAACUGACUUACCACGGAGAGUUGUGGAUGAAGUUCUGAAGCGGGCUUUUGAAGUUUGGAGUAACGUCACUGCAUUGUCAUUUACAAAAACAACAGCUGCAGCAGACAUUGAAAUUACCUUUGGUUCUGGAGAUCACGGUGAUGCUUUUCCAUUUGAUGGACAUGGUCAUAUUCUGGCUCAUGCCUUCCCUCCUGGACCAGGCCUUGGAGGAGAUGCUCAUUUUGAUGAGGAUGAAACUUGGGUAACAGGAAGUAACGGAACCAACUUGUUCAUUGUUGCUGCCCAUGAAAUUGGACACUCUCUGGGGCUCAAUCAUUCUGAGGAUAAAAAUGCUUUGAUGUAUCCCAAGUAUAAGUAUGUGGACAUACGCGGGUAUACGCUUCCAAGUGAUGAUGUGAAAAAAAUCCAGUCAUUAUACGGACCACCAGUUAUGAGCACACAAAUGCUUGGCCAGACACCAACUCAGAAACAAACACCAGGCCAGACUUUAACAAAAGAAGCAUUGGUGUGUGACCCAGAUGUGUUCAUGGAUGCUGCUGUUAAAAUAAACAGAACUGUUUUAUUCUUCAAGAAUGGGUUCUACAAGACUGCAGGGUCUUCAAAGAUAAUCCCAGUGGACAGCACUUGGCCAAGUAUCCCAUCAAACAUUGAUGCUGCUGUUGAGUACAGCAGGGAUCCCCACAGGAGAAACAAUGUUGUUUUUUUCACAGGACAUCGAUACUGGCAUUUCACUGGGAAACUUCUAAAACCUGGGUUCCCAAAGAACAUCUCUGAACUUGGUUUUCCAGAUAGUGUUAAGCAAAUAGAUGCUGCAUUGAGAGUUAACUUGGACCGGAUAAUAUUCUUUGUGGGAGAUCAGUACUGGAGUUAUAAUUUAGAAAAAAACCAAAUGAACAGCAGAAGCCCAAGAUUAAUAACCGACACGUUUUCAAACAUUUCAAAAGUGGAUGCAGCUGUUGAGCAUUUUGGGACUUAUUAUCUCACAAGUGGACCUCUUAUAUAUGAAUAUCGGGGGAUGCAAGUCAUAAAUAUUUUAAAACGAGACGGGUGGAUGAAUUGUAACUAAAUGACCGUGUUUUGCUAUAGCAUUGUUGUUCUGCAACUCACACAGAAUAUUGCUUCUAGCGGAUGGAUUUGUUACCCUAAGUGUACAAUGAAAUCAGUUGUUCAACAAAGCUUAAUCAUUA
Molecule: messenger RNA, 1412 nt
Organism: Hemiscyllium ocellatum (epaulette shark)
Lineage: Eukaryota; Metazoa; Chordata; Chondrichthyes; Orectolobiformes; Hemiscylliidae
Product: stromelysin-1-like
Exons: 10
Coding region: 110-1291 (393 amino acids)
Biological process (GO): proteolysis; extracellular matrix organization; collagen catabolic process
Cellular component (GO): extracellular matrix
Molecular function (GO): zinc ion binding; metalloendopeptidase activity
Source: RefSeq, a predicted model, not a curated record